GACUCUGUCUCAAAAAAAAAAAAGAAAGAAAGAAAGAAAGAAAAGAAAUAAUAAUAACCACCAUUCCUAUCUCAACAGCUUGUUCUAGAAAUUUUUAAAUCAUAGUAUCACAAACAGCACUAUGUAAUUGUAAAAUAUGUAUGAAUAUAUACAUCCAAACAACAGCAAUGUCAUAGCCUAUGAGGAGAUAUAAUCUUACACAAUGCACCAAAAUCUCAAUUUACUUCACCAAACUGUUAUACCAAAUUCUGUACACAGUAUAUCCAAGAAAAUGUGUUGUUUUUGUUGAGACACUGAACUUAGCUUGGGAACACAUGUGCACAAUCUAGUUCAUAAUAUUUGGUGCAAGUACCAUUCUCUAAUAUGGAUUUACAUUUCUGCAAGCAAAUUUUUACUUGCAAUCAUAACAUAUCCAAAUUUUCCUUUUAUUCAACCAGAACUUAGUGUAAAGUACUACAAGUUAGUUCUUCAUAUUUCAUGCUAAGAAAAUAAUGCAGAUUUUCUGCAUUAUUAUGGUCUUCAUAGAAACCUUAACUAUGAUGAAUUUAAAAGGCAAAAUAAUCCAGCAUAACUUCAUGAUUUCAGAUUUUUUAAUGUUAAAAAUAAUGUCAUCAUUAAUUAGAAAAUUCUAAAAUCAUUACUUCCACUUUCCUAGGCAAAAUAUCAAUAUACUCUCAUUUGCCAAAUAAAUUAAAAGAUCCCCUACAAACACAAUCUCCUAAAUUGUGGUUUUUAUGGUUUUAAUGUUUUAUAUAUGGCAACUAUUGAUGCUAGUUAAAUUUUUAGAAUUUUUUUCUUUUUGAUUCCCUACAGUUGUCUACAAGAACCUUAUUAGAGCAUGAUUCUGCCAGACUUUAUGCUAUUUGUUGUUCCAAUUAAAACUGUUUAAAACAUGAAUUUGAAAAAUCUUAUUUUAACUAUAAUUUUGUAGCUGAAACUCUUUUUUUCCCCAAACUUUGCAAACAUUCUAUGCAACCUGAAUUAGUGCUGAGAAAAAUGGAUCUUAACAGUUGCUCAAUGUUCUUCAACAGGUGAAAAGCAUAAUAAAACAUGCUCAUCUGAACUCCACCCAUUUUCAAUUUCAACAUAGCAAACCUCCUGUUUAUUCUUAGGGCAAAUUCAAAAUUGUACAUAUUGGGAUUGGUUAUUACUGAAGAUAAUUUAUGCAAUCAUAAGCCAAAGAUGCUAAGUAGGCAAAAAGAAAACCAUGCAAGUAAGCAAACUCUAACACAUGUGGACACACCCGAUCAGUAUAUACAUAAAGGCUUGUCACUGUCCUUGGUAGCAGGCACUCCCUGGGCUAAACAGCAUCACCAUGUCUGUUCGAUACAGCUCAAGCAAGCACUACUCUUCCUCCCGCAGUGGAGGAGGUGGAGGAGGAGGAGGAGGAGGAUCAUCCCUAAGAAUUUCGAGCAGCAAAGGCUCCCUUGGUGGAGGAUUUAGCUCAGGGGGGUUUAGUGGUGGCUCUUUUAGCCGUGGGAGCUCUGGUGGGGGCUGCUUUGGGGGCUCAUCAGGUGGCUAUGGAGGAUUAGGUUUUGGUGGAGGUAGCUUUGGUGGAAGCUAUGGAAGUAGCAGCUUUGGUGGGGGUUAUGGAGGCAGCUUUGGAGGGGGUAGCUUUGGAGGUGGCAGCUUCGGUGGGGGCAGCUUUGGUGGAGGUGGCUUUGGAGGAGGCUUUGGUGGUGGAUUUGGAGGAGAUGGUGGCCUUCUCUCUGGAAAUGAAAAAGUAACCAUGCAGAAUCUGAAUGACCGCCUGGCUUCCUACUUGGACAAAGUUCGGGCUCUGGAAGAAUCAAACUAUGAGCUGGAAGGCAAAAUCAAGGAGUGGUAUGAAAAGCAUGGCAACUCACACCAGGGGCAGCCUCGUGACUACAGCAAAUACUACAAAACCAUCGAUGACCUUAAAAAUCAGAUCCUCAACCUAACAACUGAUAACGCCAAUAUCCUGCUUCAGAUAGACAAUGCCAGGCUGGCAGCUGACGACUUCAGGCUGAAGUAUGAGAAUGAGGUAGCUCUGCGCCAGAGCGUGGAGGCUGACAUCAACGGACUGCGUAGGGUGCUGGAUGAGCUGACCCUGACCAAGGCUGACCUGGAGAUGCAGAUUGAGAGCCUGACUGAAGAGCUGGCCUAUUUGAAGAAGAACCACGAGGAGGAAAUGAAAGACCUUCGAAAUGUGUCCACUGGUGAUGUGAAUGUGGAAAUGAAUGCUGCCCCAGGUGUUGAUCUGACUCAACUUCUGAAUAACAUGAGAAGCCAAUAUGAACAACUUGCUGAACAAAACCGCAAAGAUGCUGAAGCCUGGUUCAACGAAAAGAGCAAGGAACUGACUACAGAAAUUGAUAGUAACAUUGAACAGAUGUCCAGCCAUAAAUCCGAGAUUACUGAAUUGAGACGUACUGUACAAGCUCUGGAGAUAGAACUACAGUCCCAACUGGCCCUGAAACAAUCCCUGGAAGCCUCCUUGGCAGAAACAGAAGGUCGCUACUGUGUGCAGCUCUCACAGAUUCAGGCCCAGAUCUCCGCUCUGGAAGAACAGCUGCAACAGAUUCGAGCUGAAACCGAGUGCCAGAAUACUGACUACCAGCAACUCCUGGAUAUUAAGAUCCGACUGGAGAAUGAAAUUCAAACCUACCGCAGUCUGCUAGAAGGAGAGGGAAGUUCCGGAGGCGGUGGACGCGGCGGCGGAAGUUACGGCGGCGGCUACGGAGGAGGAAGCUCCGGCGGCGGUUACGGAGGAGGAAGCUCCGGCGGCGGUUACGGCGGCGGCCACAGUGGUAGUUCCGGCGGCGGCUACGGAGGCGGAAGCUCCGGCGGCGGAAGCUCCGGCGGCGGCUACGGGGGCGGAAGCUCCGGCGGCGGCCACGGAGGAAGUUCCGGCGGCGGCCACGGAGGCAGUUCCGGUGGCGGCGGCAGCUCGGGCGGCGGCUUCGGCGGCGGCAGCUCCGGCGGAGGCCACAAGUCCUCCUCUUCUGGGUCCGUGGGCGAGUCUUCAUCUAAGGGACCAAGGUCAGCAGAAACUAGCUGGGAUACUAACAAAACCAGGGUAAUCAAGACAAUUAUUGAAGAGGUGGCACCCGACGGUAGAGUCCUUUCAUCUAUGGUUGAAUCAGAAACCAAGAAACACUACUAUUGAGCUGCAUCAAGAGGAAAGUCCUCCCUUCACACAGACCAUUAUAUACAGAUGCACGGAAAACAAAGUCUCCAAGAAGACACUUCUGUCCUAAUGGUCUAUGGAAACAGGUUCACUCCCUGAAAAUAAGGUGUCUACAAGGUGUUUUGUGGUUUCUGUAUUUUCUUCUUUUCACUUUACCAGAAAGUGUUAAUGGAAAGAAAAACAACUUUCUGUUCUCAUUUACUAACGAGUUUCAAUAAACUUUCUUACUGAUGCAAACUA
Messenger RNA from Cercocebus atys (sooty mangabey), 3391 nucleotides. RefSeq names its product keratin 10, type I (gene KRT10). Lineage: Eukaryota; Metazoa; Chordata; Mammalia; Primates; Cercopithecidae. Gene Ontology annotation, molecular function: structural constituent of skin epidermis. The coding region runs from base 1316 to 3130 and encodes 604 amino acids. The record is from RefSeq and is a predicted model, not a curated record. Gene Ontology annotation, cellular component: keratin filament. The transcript has 8 exons.